Penicillium chermesinum is the source of this 1293-nucleotide messenger RNA. Its product is annotated as DUF2855 family protein. The record is from RefSeq and is a predicted model, not a curated record. The coding region runs from base 1 to 1293 and encodes 430 amino acids. NCBI's taxonomy places the organism in Eukaryota, Fungi, Ascomycota, Eurotiomycetes, Eurotiales, Aspergillaceae. The transcript has 3 exons.
AUGGAGGUUCACGUAGUCUCAAAACUGGACAACAGCCAGCACAAAACCAUCAUACUUCCUGAUGACGCUGAACUGGGCAAGCUCGGCGAAUCCGCGAUUCGAGUUCGCACACAGCUAGUCGGUCUUACAUCGAAUAACCUUUCGUACGCCCGACUCGGCACCGCUCUGCGAUGGUGGGACGCCUAUCCCGUACAACAAUCUUAUCCAGAGCCUUACAACGACACCGCGAGCUGGGGAAUUGUUCCAGCAUGGGGCUUUGCUGCCGUGCAAGAGAGCACCAUUCCUGACCUUGUUACCGGUACGCUUCUCUGUGGCUUCUGGGCUACCUCAAAUACCGCCGCAGACCUCAAACUCAAGCCAGGUGAGGCAACCGGGCACUGGAUCGAAAUUAGCGAGCACCGUACUGGUCUCAUGCCGUUGUAUAAUCGCUACGUGGUGACCUCCGAGUCUCUGGAGUCACCUACAGAAGACCAGCUGGACCGCUUAGCCUGGUCGUCUGUGUUUCGCGUCUGGGCAGCUGGCUACUAUCUUGAUGAGUAUGUGUUCCCGACCGAUACCGCCAAACAAGCGCCCGUUCACCCAUCAGGUGGGCUCGGGCUUCCAUGGACUGCAGAAGAUGCGGACCUCUCGUCGGCUGUUGUAGUGAACCUCGCGGCGUCUACGAAGACGGCGCGUACUUUUACGUAUUUCUUCGAGCGGCGGGCGAAGGAGGCUGCUCCCUUGGGUCUGUUGCAGGUUACUUCCGCGGUGGAGGGUCUGACCCGGGCUACGGAGUUUGCCAAGCCUGUUUUCCCCUCGAAUGCCGUGAAUUACACGCAGUUGGAGAGUCAGGAUACAGUGACAUGGCUCAGGGAGCGGGCUCCCUCAAAGAUUGUGAUCCUGGACUACGGAACGCGCCCUGGUGGACUAGAGCGCUUACUAAACUUGGUCGAGAAUGACUCCAUUCUUCAAAAAUCGAAGACGGUCAUUAUCAGCAUUGGCACUCAGCAAAUGGUACUGUCCUCGGAGGAGACUCUCAAGGCGCAGGAGCAAGCGGCUGCACUGGGCAAGAUCCAAUACAAUACUUCUAGCAUAGAGGAUGUCGGAAUCGCCACUAAAGGUGAGAACGGUUUCUUCGAGUCCCUCGGCCCGAAAUGGGAGCGGCUGCUUGACCAGCGCCACCAGUGGGCUCCUGAUCUCAAGAUGAUAUGGGGUGAUGGCGUGUCUGGCCCUGAAGGUAUCGAAGGUGGCUGGGACAGAGUUGCAAAUGGACGUGUAGGGGCAGAUGAGGCCCGAGUAUACCGACUCUUCUAG